UAUCAGUUGUUCCGGCAUUUUGUGUCUGACUGGCAGUCAAAACUCUAACAGUAAAUAUAAUUUAGUGGCUUUCACUUUGGUAAAAUAUAAUUUAGCAGCAUUAAAAACAAAAAAAAGCAAACAAUAAAACGCCUAAAUGUUUUCAUCGGUGUGGCGAAGCGUUGAAACGCAAUUGACUUCGUACUAUUUUCGAGGUUCGUCCAAAUUUGUAGUGCAGCAGAAGAAAAGCGGCAUUAUUGGAGCCCAACUUCUUCUGUCUGGUUGUCAUCAUCGUCGUCAUCGUCAUACUUCUGGUGCUGGUGCUGGAUCUUCUGCUAAGCGCUUUCUGGGUGUCCAAGUCUGUUGCGUCAAUUUACAAAAGUUGCGCACAGUCGGCUUCAGAGGCAUGCAUAGUACUUUGGAGGAUGUGAAGCUCAAUGGCUUCGAUGUCAAAAUUCUGCCUGCUCUGCAGGAUAAUUACAUGUACUUGAUUGUGGAUAAUAAGACACGCGAAGCUGCUGUUGUUGAUCCCGUUGAUCCCGAUUUGGUUAUCAAGACGGUGCAGGCAGAGAAUCUGAAGUUGAACAAGGUGCUGACCACACAUCAUCAUUGGGAUCAUGCUGGUGGCAAUGAAAAGCUGGUGAAGCUCUGGUCUGGCGGCGAACUGGAUGUUUAUGGCGGUGAUGAUCGCAUUGGUGCCAUGAACAAUAAGGUGCGCCAAAACGACACCUUCAAUAUUGGCGAACUGAAUGUGCGCUGCCUAUCGACACCUUGUCACACUACUGGUCACAUUUGCUAUCAUGUAACAGUGCCCGGUGAACCCAAUACGGGCGCCGUCUUUACCGGCGACACACUGUUCCAAGGCGGCUGCGGACGGUUCUUUGAAGGCACCGCCGAGGAAAUGUACGCUGCCCUGUGCGAGAAGUUGUCCGGUUUGCCCGAUGAGACUAAAGUCUUUUGUGGCCAUGAGUAUACACUGCAAAACAUGAGCUUUGCUCGCCAUGUUGAGCCAGACAGCGUCAUUAUCCAGAAUCGCAUUGAGUGGGCCAAAUUGAAGCGCGCCUCCAAAGAUCCCACCGUACCAUCGACAAUUGCUGAAGAGAAAUCGUGGAAUCCAUUUAUGCGCGUUAAUGAAGCCGUGGUAAAGAAACAUGCGGGCACUGAGGAGGAAUCUGGUGUGGCCACCAUGGGCGUGUUACGCAAGGAGAAGGAUACUUUUAAGGCUUAAUGAUUUAAGCAUAAAUAAAUUGUGAUUAUUGGUGAAAGCUUA
This is a messenger RNA of Drosophila nasuta, 1249 nucleotides long. It is a transcript of the gene tzn, whose product is annotated as hydroxyacylglutathione hydrolase tenzing norgay. The transcript is spliced from 2 exons. Bases 137 to 1207 code for a protein of 356 amino acids. The record is from RefSeq and is a predicted model, not a curated record. NCBI's taxonomy places the organism in Eukaryota, Metazoa, Arthropoda, Insecta, Diptera, Drosophilidae. Gene Ontology annotation, molecular function: hydroxyacylglutathione hydrolase activity.